CUCCACUAGUAGUACUGUAGGUGGCUGUGCAUCCCUGUCUCUCCUCUCCGGCUCCCCCCCCCCGCCCCAUCCCAUUUGCUGCACUAUCCGGUAUGGCUCCUGCAGGGCUCAGCAUCUCCAACACUACACGCGGAGCCCCAUCAGGAGAGAGAGGCCAUCACCCUGGACUCCAUAGCACCUCUUCUCACCUCCGGCAUCAUCUCAGGAGCAUGUCUGCUGUCCACAUCUGAGUUUCUCUUCUGCACAGGAAGCCAGCAUCUGGCCCCUUCUUUUUUUUCUGCGGCUUUUGCUGCUGUGACUGUGUCACACUCCAGUUCUUCUCUCUCUGUCGGGCGGCUGAGGAACUCCCGCUGCGGCUGUGUUGUGACAGGUCUAACUUUUUGCUCUCGGCGGUUUUUUUUUUAACCACCUGCUCCCCCGGCGGAAAGGAUGAGGGUUUAGGGUGUCGCCGGUAAGAUGCGGUUCUGUCUUGGGCUGUUACUUUGGGGUCAAGGAUAUUUUGAAGGGUCAAAGGCUACCACGACGUCCAUGCUGUGUCUCACCGAGCCAGUGGCACGGGGCUGAGAGGAAUCACGUCGUCCUUGUCCCUUUUCAGCUGUCGCGUGUGGAUUUUUGUCUGUGAGUUGGCUGAGAGGUCAGCCUACGUGCUUCUGUGGAACUUUGUGACACCUCAGAGCAAGCGGUGGGGAGUACCGGGGCUUGGGAACUACUGGUCAUGGGAAAUGCAGCAGGGAGCAUGGACCUGCCCCUGGGGCGGGAGUCCAAGAGCACAGCGGGCUCCCUCACCCCAGCGGCCCCGCAGAAGCAGCCUGCACCCCCCAAACUGCCUAUGCCAGGCGAGGAGGAGCUGGAGGAGCGCUUCAAUGUGGUCUUGAACUCCAUGAACCUGCCUCCAGACAAAGUGAAGCUCCUGUGUCAGUAUGACAAUGAGAAGAAGUGGGAGCUGGUCUGUGAUCAGGAGCGCUUUCAGGUAAAGAACCCACCUUCUGCUUACCUGCUGAAGCUCAAGAGCUACCUGGACCAAGGAGGGGUCAGCCGCAAGUUUAAGAGGCGCGUCCAGGAGUCAACCCAGGUCCUCAGAGAACUUGAGAUCUCCCUACGGACCAAUCAUAUCGGCUGGGCACAAGAGUUCCUCAGUGAGGAGAACAAAGGGCUGGAUGUGCUGGUGGAUUACCUUUCUUUUGCCCAAUGUGCCGUCACGUAUGACAUGGAGAGUAUGGAUAAUGGGGGUCUGCCAGGAGACAGAGGGAAACCCCUGGAUAAAUCGGUGGAAGACUUGAGCAAGAGUGCCAGCAACUCACCGACCCAUGGAGCCUCGAAGGCUGCUCGUGCACUGACAGUCCGGUUUAACUCCCUGCACAGCAGGAAAGCUCUGCGGAACUCUCGCAUCGUCAGCCAGAAAGACGACGUGCACGUCUGCAUCAUGUGCCUCCGUGCCAUCAUGAAUUACCAGUCCGGAUUCAACUUGGUGAUGACCCACCCACGUUGUGUCAAUGAAAUCACACUUAGCCUCAACAACAAGAACCCCAGGACCAAGGCACUGGUUCUGGAGCUGUUGGCUGCUGUGUGCUUGGUGAGGGGAGGACAUGAUAUCAUCAUCUCUGCCUUCGAUAACUUUAAAGAGGUGUGUGGGGAGAAAAACCGCUUUGAGAAACUGAUGGAGUAUUUCAGCAAUGAAGACAGCAAUAUUGACUUCAUGGUGGCAUGCAUGCAGUUCAUCAACAUCGUGGUCCACUCUGUGGAGAACAUGAACUUCCGGGUACACCUGCAGUAUGAGUUUACCCACCAUGGACUGGACGAGUACCUAGAGAGACUGAAGUUUACAGAGAGCGAUAAGCUGCUGGUGCAGAUCCAGGCCUACCUGGACAAUGUGUUUGACGUUGGGGCGUUGCUGGAGGAUGCUGAGACAAAGAACGCCCUCCUAGAGCAUAUGGAGGAGCUGCAGGAGCAUAAUGCGCAGCUAAGCAGCAGGCUGCAGGAAAGUGAGAGCCAGGCUGAGGAGAAGAGAGCAGAGCUGGAGAAGCAGCUCAUUCAGUCCACCAAAGAGGUAGAAGUGCUGAAGGAGGGCCUGAGGGAAACAUGCAGUCAGGUGACUGUGCUGCAGCAGAGAGAGCGGGAGAGGGAACUGGACAGGGAGAGGGAGAGAGAGCGAGAGAAGAGCCAGGAAAAGGCCUCCACUGAGCUGGAGCUCAAAGUGCAGGAGCUGCAGUCCCGAGGGCUGAUCCGCCUAGAGCGAUCGGCCUCUGGAGCCCUGGACAUCCAGGUGGUGCCUGUCACUCUUACAGAGCCUACCCCAGGAUUGACCAAUCACACAGGUCCAGUUCAAAUGGCAACUGCUGAGGGCCCUGCAGCCCCUCCUCCUCCUGCCCCUCUGCUUCCCACAGCAGCUCCACCUAUUCCUCCACCUCCUCCUCUGGCUUCUUCCUGUGCCCCUCCUCCUCCUCCUCCUCCACCCCCACCCCCACCUGGAAGUGGCCCUCCCCCACCCCCUCCACCACCUGGAAGUGGCCCUCCCCCACCCCCUCCACCACCUGGAAGUGGCCCUCCCCCCCCCUCCACCACCAGGAAGUGGCCCUCCCCCGCCCCUCCACCACCAGGAAGUGGCCCUCCCCCCCCUCCACCACCUGGAGGUGGCCCUCCCCCACCCCCACCUGGGAGUGGUCCUCCACCUCCUCCAGGAGGAUUACCUGGUGGAUCUCCAGACAAUAAAGGCAAAAAACCCAUCAAGACAAAGUACCACAUGCCUCUCUUCAACUGGCAGGCCCUGAAGCCCAACCAGGUCACUGGAACCGUCUUCAAUGAGCUGGAUGACGAGCAGGUUUUGGGGGAGCUCAACAUGGACACGUUUGAGGAGAUUUUUAAGACCAAGGCGCAGGGCACUCCAGCUGACCUGGGCACGCUGAAGGUGAAGCUGGCCCAGAAGACCUCCAACAGAGUUUCCCUCAUUGAGGCCAACAGAGCCAAGAACCUGGCCAUAACACUGCGCAAGGGCGGCUUGAGCGCCUCCGACAUCUGCACAGCCAUAGAGACCUAUAACCAGCAGGCCCUGAGCCUGGACUUCCUGGAGCUGCUGGAGCGCUUCAUCCCGUCGGAGUACGAGCUGAAGCUGAUCCAGAACUACGAGCGUGACGGCCGGCCGCUGGACGAGCUGUCGGAGGAGGACCGCUUCAUGAUGCGCUUCGGGAAGAUCCCGCGCCUGCCCCAGCGGAUCAGCACCCUCACCUUCAUGGGCAACUUCCCCGACAGCGUGCAGCUACUGCAACCGCAACUGAACAGCAUCAUUGCAGCGUCAAUGUCCAUUAAGUCCUCCAGCAAACUGAAAAAGAUCCUGGAGAUCGUCCUGGCGUUUGGGAACUACAUGAACAGCAGUAAAAGAGGGGCUGCGUAUGGGUUCCGCCUCCAGAGUCUGGACCUGCUCCUGGAAACGAAGUCCACGGACCGCAGCCAAACCCUGCUGCACUUCAUCGUCAGCAUAAUCCAGCAGAAGUACCCUGAGCUGCAGUGCUUCCACACCGAGCUGCACUUUGUGGAAAAAGCUGCCCUGGUUUCUUUGGACAGCAUCCUGCAGGACCUCCGGUCGCUGGAGAAGGGCAUGGAAGGGACCCGGAAGGAGUUCCUGGUGCAGGAUGACAACCCUGUGCUAAAGGAGUUUCUGAAAAGCAACAACGAGCUGCUGGAGACACUGGUGAAUGAUGGGAAGACUGCCCAGGAGGCAUAUAAUUCAGUGGUGGAGUAUUUUGGGGAGAACCCAAAGACCACACCACCCUCCGUGUUUUUCCCCAUAUUUGUGAGAUUCGUCAAGGCCUACAAGCAAGCCGAGCAUGACAACGAGAAAAGGAAGAAGCAGGAGGCUGCAGAGGAGGCCGGCGAGGCACCUGCCACGCCCAUCAAGAAUGAGCCCGCAGGGCACAAGAUGCCCAUGAUGCCCAAGAUUCCCCAGAUGGAUCUCAUCGCGGAGCUCAAAAAGAGGCAGGUGAAGCCCGUAGUGAGAGAAGGAAAAGACGGGGCCAUCGAGGAUAUCAUCACAGACCUGAGGAACCAGCCAUACAGACGGACAGACGGGGCCCGGCUAAGUAGCAAAAAGAAACCGGGACAGCAGCUCCAGGUGUCUUCUGACAUCUCUCUGUGACGCGCUACAGCACACCUGUAGCACACCAUGUGACACACACAUGCAAACACUCACUCACACAUGAAUGCACGUGCACCAGGAAAGCCAAACAAAAGCAAAGUGGCCCUCUCCCCCUAGACAGUGUGUGUACUGUAGGUGUCUCUGACUCAACGCUACAUGGCUGCAGGCCAGCUCUCAGAGCUGAUUCAGCUUUGCUUGUUGUUUCACAGCUCAGUGCCAGCAGCUGCAGACAAAACCCACUGUGUCUUUGCCUUUGCCUUUGAAAGCUGUGCUGAUGCUUUAUAACAUCCUGAAUAAAGCUGUCACAUCCUUCCCAGUGUAAACCAAUACCUGUGCUAGGGUACUGGCUGUCAGAGAAGGCUCUUUUCGCGGCAGUGGAGAUCUUAUAAGGCUGUGUAACCUGUAAGAACUUCAUCGAAUUCCAUUUUUGUAGUUCUUAGCUUGUUUGUUUAAAUCGGAAAUGUUUUUUAAUAGAACGAUAAGACUGGAUCUGACCAAAGAUGAAUAGCAUACAGCAGUGGUUCUCAACCUCGGUCCUGGGGGCCCAUUGUGUAUGCUGUUUUUCGUUCCAACCACAAUUGCAAUCUCGGAGUUGUAACAAGCUGUUAUUUUUCCUUAAUUAGGUGCUUCUCAUGACAGAGGGAUUAUUUGCCUGCUUAAGCCACCUUGUGUCAGAAAUAGCUACGCAUGCCAUAAAGAAUAAAAGUCCCAUAUUCACAUUGUGCUAUAUUGUAGACGAUUAGGUAAAAAGGUUAAAGAAAACUUUUUAACUAAUCAAAAUAAAGACUGAGGCAAAUCAACAGGUUCCUAAUUGGGGAAAGUGUGGACACCUGGCCACUAAAUCUAAUCAUUUGAUAGAUAACGAAGAAUUCAAAAACAAAGAAAAUUAUAACGAGUCAAACCUGUAUUGUGCUAAAUAGUUUAAGGGAAAUAUUAUGCACUUAAAGCACUUAAACACAUGUGUUCAGCAACCUAAUUAGGAGCCUAUUAAUUCCCCUCGUUAAUUUGAUCUGUUAAAAAUGUUACCUCUUUUUAAGUGAUUGUUUGCAAUCACUUAAAAAGCAACACAAUAACACAAUGGGAUUUUAUUCUUCAUGCCAUGCAUAGCAAUUUCUGACAUUAUGUGGAUUAAGAGGGUAAAUAAUUCCUCUUAAUUAAGAAAAAUGAACAGCUUGUUAAAAUUCUGAGAUCGCAAUUGUGGUUGGAACGAAAACCAGCAUAUACAGUGGGCCCCCAGGACUGAGGUUGAGUACCACUGGCAUACAGGAAUGCAAUGACUCUCCGUUCUUAUCUCCCUGCCUCUAUUGGUCAGUGAGGGAAUUACCUGAAUGUCCAGAGAGAAACUGAGUAUUUAAUAUACAUGUAAUAUUUAUUACAAGAUUAUGUGACCUCUUGGCAAUAGAAAGAGGCACUAUCGAGUCCCGGUAACUCCCUAUGAACAUCUAACUCAUUCACUAAAUCAUUGGCUAAUGUAUAUAUGACCUGAAAAACUGCUUAACCUACAUGUACAUGUCCGUGCAGCACAGCCUGUAUGUAUGUGUAGUGAAAAAAACUAACAAAUACCUUGGGACUGCUAAAAACCCAUUUUUUAUCAGCCUGGGCCUGUUCAGUAAAUGGCAUGCAGUCGUCUGUGACCUGACCUUCGAAGCAAAUUGCAAUAGACUGUAAUUUAGCAAUACACUGUAGUCGCUAGGCUUAUAUACUAUAAUACAGAUUACCUUUGCUCAGGUGCAAGCCUAGAAGACAGUUUGUAUGUAUUAUAUUGAAAAAGAUUUUUUUUUAAUGAAUGUGUAACAAUUACUCAACCUUUUUAAGGCCUUCAUUUGGAUGUUUUUGUUACUUUUGUUUUGAACUAAUAAAGAUUUUUAUAUUGUG
Anguilla rostrata (American eel) is the source of this 6004-nucleotide messenger RNA. RefSeq names its product formin-like 1a (gene fmnl1a). The record is from RefSeq and is a predicted model, not a curated record. Gene Ontology annotation, molecular function: small GTPase binding; actin filament binding. Gene Ontology annotation, cellular component: cytosol. NCBI's taxonomy places the organism in Eukaryota, Metazoa, Chordata, Actinopteri, Anguilliformes, Anguillidae. Gene Ontology annotation, biological process: cortical actin cytoskeleton organization; cell migration; regulation of cell shape.